GACGCUUUUAUAACUUUCGAUCUUUCAGCACACUUCCUUUAGUCAACACGUUAUCUUCCAAACCAUUGUAAUGAAGUCGUUUGUUUUAAUCGCAACUCUCGCCCUGGCAGUAGCCUCGCCAACCCUUGCUCAAACUCAAGGUGUCUCGACUACGCUGGUCAACCGCUUCAUCCAAAUGGCUACCAUUUGCAUGUCCACCUAUGUUGGAGACCUUUGUCUCUUCCCAGAUGGGCUACCCAAGGUUGCCGAUAUCACCAACACCGCAACUGAUGUCCAUGGUUGGAUCCUCCGGGACGACAGUGCGCAAGAGAUCGUCGUCGUCUUCCGCGGCACAGAAAGCGUUCAAAACUACGAGUCGGACACAAAUUAUACACUGGCGGACUUCGACACAUUUCCCAGCUGCACGGGCUGUCAGGUUCAUGGCGGCUAUUAUUUGCUGUGGGCUUCUAUUUACGAGGACGUUCAACGCCUCAUCCAAGACCAAGCUUCCCUGUAUCCUGACUAUGGGAUUGUUAUUACUGGUCACAGCCUGGGUGGCUCUCUCGCUGCGCUUGCCGCCGCACAAUUUUCCUCCGUUUUUGAUGACCUUACUGUAUACACGAUGGGCGAGCCUCGCACCGGCAACGCAGCAUUCGCCACCUUCAUCGACGAUACCUACCAAACCUCAAGCCCGGCGGCAACGAGAUUCUACCGCUGCACUCAUGCGGAUGACGGCGUCCCACACGACCCACCCUUGAGCGAUGGCUACAUCCACCAUGGCCUUGAGUAUUGGAAUGUUGACCCAACAAGCACAAGUACUACCUUUACCUGUGGUGCAGAGACAACAGAAUGUAAUGGGCAAUACAACACGUCGGGGAUUAAUCUUGCUCACCUCACUUACUUUGGUCAUGCCAUUGUUUUAGGAGCGGUGUGUACUUGAAGCUUUGAGAGAAUAAGAGGGAGCAGCUUCCGAG
Messenger RNA from Hyaloscypha bicolor E, 953 nucleotides. Its product is annotated as putative feruloyl esterase A. The record is from RefSeq and is a predicted model, not a curated record. Gene Ontology annotation, biological process: lipid metabolic process. Bases 71 to 919 code for a protein of 282 amino acids. Lineage: Eukaryota; Fungi; Ascomycota; Leotiomycetes; Helotiales; Hyaloscyphaceae. The transcript is spliced from 2 exons.